Molecule: messenger RNA, 495 nt
Organism: Pyricularia oryzae 70-15
Lineage: Eukaryota; Fungi; Ascomycota; Sordariomycetes; Magnaporthales; Pyriculariaceae
Exons: 2
Coding region: 1-429 (142 amino acids)
Source: RefSeq, a predicted model, not a curated record
AUGGCCAACCGAAGGCGGCGAGAAAACCAAGUUUAUCGCGUGGACUGUGACCCCGAACCCCAAAGAGCCAACCCAGUUGUCGAAGAGGCCACCGGCGCUUGUGGGGGCGGCACGGCCAAGCGCGACCUUGACGGUAGAUCGUUGUGCCCUUUGAACCCUACCCCCAAAGUAUACAAUGCUGUUGCUGGAAAGGGUGCGGUGGCAAAUGUCGCUGCAGGAAAAGGAAGUGUGCCGGACAAGCGCAAGUCCUUUAGUGGCCGCCGAGUCCAAGGCGCAGUUGUCAAGUCCGGCAAGGGCAGGACUGGGACUGUGUUGAAAAGUGGGAACAAUUUUGCACCUGCAAAGGGUACCACAGCAUCUAAGCACUCCACCACUAGGGGAAACAGCAGAAUAUCUGGCAAAAAGCCUACUCGCAGCAUCAAGUUCUAGGCUGUUGGCCGGUAGCGAGACGAAACGAGGGGGCAAAACGGGGCUUUUGUGGAUUAGAAAAAAAAG